AUGGCAAGCUACCAGUCCCAGAAGCGCCUUAACCUGCGCGGCCGCGACGGCCAGGUCGAGGAGACGGUCGCCAAGGCCGACGUCACGCUCGCCGACAUUGCCCGCGGCGUCAAGUCGCCGGGUGUCGCGCGCAUAGAGGCCAUCUCGGCGAGCCUGACCAUGGGCGAUCGCAUCAUCAUCUUCGCGAGCGCCUUCAUCCUCGCCUACGCCUACGGCCUCGACGGCGGCCUGCGCUUCAACUACCAGACCUACGCGACCAACUCGUUCGGCAAGCACUCGCUGCUCUCGACAAUCAACGUGGUCCGCGCCGUCAUUGCCGCCGCCGCACAGCCCACCGCCGGCAAGCUCGCCGACAUCUUUGGCCGCGUCGAGCUGCUCAUCUUCUCCGUCGUCUGCUACACGGUCGGCACCAUCAUCGAGGCCGCCGCGACCAAUAUCGGCACGUUUUGCGCCGGCAGCGUCAUCUACCAGAUUGGCUACACGAUUGUCAUUCUCCUCGUCGAGGUCAUUGUCGCCGACAUCACCACCGCCCGCUCCCGUCUCUUCUUCAGCUACAUCCCCGCGCUGCCCUUCAUCAUCAACGCGUGGAUCACGGGUGACAUUCAGGCCUCUGCCACGAAACACAUUACCUGGAACUGGGGCAUCGGCAUGUGGGCCAUCAUCUACCCCGUCUGCGCUCUGCCUCUUAUCAUCAGCCUCUCCUGGGUCGGCAUUCGCGACAAGGUCAGAGAGCACGGCCUGUUUGGCCACUUCUCGCAGUCUCUGCGCUCGGCCAACCCAUUCGCAAAGACGGAUGGCAGCAAUGCUUUUGUCCGCCUCGUCAAGUUCUCCAACGAGCUCUUCUGGGCGCUCGACGGCAUCGGCAUCAUCCUGGUUAUUGCUGUCUUCGGCCUGAUCCUCGCCCCUCUCACUCUUGCUGGCGGCUCUGCAGGCGGUGUGCCCCCUAAAUGGGGCUCUGCUGGCAUCAUUGCUCCUCUCGUCAUCGGCGUCUGCUGCAUUCCCGUCUUCGUCUUCUGGGAGCUGCGGGCCCCUGUCCCGCUCAUUCCCUUCCGCUUCAUGAAGGAUCGUGCAGUCUGGGCCCCCUUUGGCAUUGCCAUCUUCCUCAACUUUGCCUGGACCAUGCAAGCCGACUUUCUCUUCACCGUCCUUCAAGUUGCGUUUGACUUUAGCGUCAAGUCGACCUCGCGUAUAGCCCUGCUGUACUCGUUUGUUAGCGUCAUUGUCGGCACCUGCCUGGGCGCUAUCGUCUUCAAGGUCCGACGUCUCAAGCCCUUCAUCAUUGUCGGUACUUGUCUGUUCAUGGUUGCCUUUGGCCUGCUGAUCCACUUCCGAGGAUCUGUCGACGCCAACAGCAGUGUCCGGGCCGGCGUCAUCGGCGCCCAGGUCGUGCUUGGCUUUGCCGGUGGUCUGUUCCCGUACACCACGCAGGCGUCUCUGCAGAUACAGGUGCCCCACGAAAAGAUGGCUGUCCUCACGGGUAUCUUCCUGGCCAUGUACAACAUUGGCUCGGCGCUGGGAUACUCUGUCGCUGGCGCCAUGUGGACGCAGCUGCUGCCCCCAGAGCUGGAGAAACGCCUUGCUCCCAUCAACGCCACCUUGGCUCAACAGGCGUACGGCAAACCCCUCGACUUCAUCGUCUCCUACCCUGUCGGCACACCCGAGCGAACGGCCAUGAUUGGCGGAUACCAGCACAUCCAGAGGCUGUUGACCAUUACUGGUAUCUCGCUGUGCGUGCCGCUCAUCAUCUUUGCCCUCCUCAACCGCAACGUCUACCUCACCGACGAGCAGAGCUUAGUCAAGGACUCGGAUGUGUCCUCCGACGAGGAGACUGGCACGGAGCACAUUGCCACUGAGAAGAAGUAG
Messenger RNA from Akanthomyces muscarius, 1863 nucleotides. RefSeq lists its product as uncharacterized. Gene Ontology annotation, molecular function: siderophore-iron transmembrane transporter activity. The record is from RefSeq and is a predicted model, not a curated record. Gene Ontology annotation, biological process: intracellular iron ion homeostasis; transmembrane transport. The transcript has a single exon. Lineage: Eukaryota; Fungi; Ascomycota; Sordariomycetes; Hypocreales; Cordycipitaceae. Gene Ontology annotation, cellular component: endosome; vacuolar membrane. Bases 1 to 1863 code for a protein of 620 amino acids.